Messenger RNA from Epinephelus fuscoguttatus (brown-marbled grouper), 1159 nucleotides. RefSeq names its product phospholipid scramblase family member 5. Gene Ontology annotation, cellular component: plasma membrane. The record is from RefSeq and is a predicted model, not a curated record. Gene Ontology annotation, biological process: plasma membrane phospholipid scrambling. The transcript is spliced from 8 exons. The coding region runs from base 127 to 1056 and encodes 309 amino acids. Gene Ontology annotation, molecular function: phospholipid scramblase activity. Lineage: Eukaryota; Metazoa; Chordata; Actinopteri; Perciformes; Serranidae.
GGUAAGGAGGUUUGUGCCUCACUCCUCCAGAUCAUGAUGACUCAUGGAUGUUUGUCUGAUCUCGUCCUUCUCACACUUAUUAUCAGAGGUUAUGAGAGUCUGUAGGUACCUGGAGUUUGACCACAGAUGUUUUACGCCAUGUCAGCAGUGACCAAUCAGCCUCUUCCCUUUGGUCAUCUGGAGCGAGAGAAGCACAUCCAGAUGAUCUUCAGAGCUUUCCAGAGCCGCUGUGGGCCUUCCUGUGAGUGUGACACUCACUCGCCUGGACUAAAAUGCCACCAAACGCCUCCUGACCAUGAAUCUGAUGAGCAGCUGUCAGGUCUGGCUCCUGGGGAAAAGAUAGAGAAUGGCUUCACGCAGCCACCGGGGAAAGUGAGGAGGCCAGGGGUGGAGGAGCAGAGGACUGGAGGUGCAGCAGGAUCACACUUUUUGUCUGUGCUGGAAACAGUCAGUCAUAUACAGAUCACUGCCAGACCAGAGCUGCAAGGUCCGCAGUGUGUUCCCAGGAGGAUCUACAGUAUUGCCACAGGGAGCAUCAGGUCACAGUUAUUUGCGGCUGUGGAAGAGAGUUCCUGCGUCUGCCUCCAGUGUUGUGGUCCAGCUCGGGCCUGUUCCUUGCAGGGCUUUGACUGUCAGGGCCAGCAGGUGUUUUAUUUUGAAAGGCCCUUCAGGGUGGACGCCUGCUGCCUCGGCUGCUGCCUGAUGGAGAUGAGGGCCUUCACACCUCAAAAACAUCUCAUUGGCACUGUACAUCAGAGGUGGAGCAUGUUCACCCCUCUCCUGGAGGUGUGUGAUUCAGAAGGAGCAUCUAUCAUCAGGAUCCAGGGCUCCUGCUGUCCGUACCGCUGCUUCUCCAACCAGCAAUUCCAGAUUGUCUCCAACAUUGGAGAGAAAAUAGGCACAAUCUGGAAGAAGUGGCCUGGCUUCAAUGAUGAGCAUAACAUGGACCAUGAAUAUUUUGGGUUGGAGGUGCCACUGAGUAUGGAAUCACAGACUAAAAUGCUGUUGCUGGCAGCCACUUUCUUGUUGAAUUACAUGUUCUUUGAAAUGAGCUGAUCCAUGAGAAGGAGGUAUGAGAGUAAAACUAACACCACUGAAAGAAGGCUGGAACUAAUGGGGCACGCCAGACUCGUCUCUUCAUGGCAUCAGAGACUACACC